This is a messenger RNA of Cladophialophora immunda, 1858 nucleotides long. RefSeq lists its product as uncharacterized. Gene Ontology annotation, cellular component: intracellular anatomical structure. NCBI's taxonomy places the organism in Eukaryota, Fungi, Ascomycota, Eurotiomycetes, Chaetothyriales, Herpotrichiellaceae. The transcript has a single exon. Gene Ontology annotation, molecular function: FMN binding; NADP binding; NADPH dehydrogenase activity. Bases 254 to 1627 code for a protein of 457 amino acids. The record is from RefSeq and is a predicted model, not a curated record.
CAACAGCCGGCCUAUCUCAGUGUCUGCUCACCAAUCUAUGCUGCCUCGAUGUUUUGCAUCAGUAUAAAGUCGAAGAUCUCCGUGUAGAUUUUUGUCAGAUUCCCCUUUCUAGACCGACCUUCUGACCCCCAGCCGUUUCUUUCUCUCUCCUUAACCGACACGACCAAGGCAAAGCCGCAAGUGGACACCCGGAAUAUCUCAGAUACACGAAUACCACGAUACUGGGGAUUGCCGUGGUAUAGAGUCUUUCACCAUGGGUUCAUCAAGCUCUCCCAUCCUCGUCAACAAAGGGGUGCCAAAUAUACCAUAUUUCACCCCGGCACAUGCUUCAGAUCCAGGGGCGCCGUUUACCCCAUCUGCCGAUACUCCAACACUGUUCACGCCUCUAAAAAUCCGCUCCAAAACCCUGCGCAACCGCAUAAUAGUGGCGCCGAUGUGCCAGUACUCCACCGCGUCCUCGGGGCCUGACAUUGGGAAACUCACCGACUACCACAUUGCAACGCUAGGCCAUUACGCCCUGAAGGGAGCCGCGUUGGUCUUCAUUGAAGCUACGGGUGUGCAGCCAAACGGGCGAAUCAGCCCCAACUGCCCUGGACUAUGGAGCGACGCGCAGACAGAAGGCGUCAAGCGUGUGUCGGACUUUGUCAAGUCACAGGGUGCUCUGUCCGGGAUCCAGCUUGCUCACGCUGGGCGAAAGUCGAGCACCCUGCCGCCGUGGAUAGCGUCAUCAAUCAAGAGACCGUCGGUGCGCGCGGACAAGAGUGCUGAUGGAUGGCCGGACGAUGUAGUCGGGCCGAUGGGCGGACCCGAGGAGAGCUGGGAUGGCAAAGGAUUGGCCCAAGACGGCGGCUUCUGGCCUCCGAGGCAGCUGACCGUGGAGGAGAUUCAAGGUGUGGUCAAAGCAUUUGCAGACAGCGCGCGGAGGAGCGUGGAAGCUGGCAUCGACGUGAUUGAAAUUCACGCUGCGCACGGCUACCUGAUCCAUCAGUUCCUCAGCCCCAUCACGAACAGGCGCACCGACCAGUACGGUGGCAGCUUUGAGAAUCGCACACGUCUCCUGGUUGAAGUCAUCAACGCGGUCCGGGCACAGAUACCACAGGACAUGCCUCUAUUCCUACGGGUCAGCUCGACGGAGUGGAUGGAGGAGACAGACCUGGGCAAGCAGCUGGGAAGCUGGGAUGUGGACAGCACGAUGAAGCUGGCUCGUCUGCUGCCUGGGCUAGGAGUGGAUCUCCUCGACGUCAGCAGCGGCGGGAAUCAUCCUCAGCAGCGCAUCAACAUGUUUUCCUCCAAGGACUACCAGACCAAGAUUGCCCACCAGAUCCGGCAGACGAUGAAGGCAGACCACCUGAAGUUGCUCAUCGGUGCUGUGGGCCUCAUCACGGAAGCCGAGCAGGCGCGGGAUAUUGUUGACGAUAAAGCAUCGGACAAGAGCAUUGGGGAGGAAGCCAACGCCGCAAAGGAGAUGACAGAUGCAAAAGGCGGUAAGGAGCCUAUGGCGGAUGUUAUUCUCGUGGCCAGGCAGUUUAUGCGAGAGCCAGAGUGGGUGUUGAAGGUGGGUUGGAAGUUGGGUGUUGACGUUGCCUGGCCCAGCCAAUUCCUGAGAGUGAGGUUUCCGAAGCUGUAAGCCGACAUGGCCGGUCUAGCGGGGGGAGAUCUUAUAGAUAUAGAAUGCUAGAAACGCAUUAGAGUCGAUGGGUUACCACAUUGGUUUGGCAAGGCUGCCUGAACAGUGACAGCCUGAUCCUGACCCGGGCAUUUUGUCUGACAAAAGACUCCGCCGCGCUUAUUGCGGCAUCAGUAUUAGGAAAAGGUGGAGAAAAUCACGUUGUCAGACACCUCUUAAAUAGGCUCCCUC